AUGAUUGUGAAACGAUACGAGAACACGCUUGGAAACUCUGCGGUUUUCAGCUCAUCUUCCUUGUACCUGAAGUGCAUCAAACAUCUUGGCAAGAAGCACCCGUACAUUACGCAGACUUGGGAAGUGUUUGCAGCUCAGAACCAAAUUCUGGUUGUCCAAGAGUUUGCCAACCGCAACGAUGUGUCGUCCUUUCUCAAGCUGAAGGGCAAACAGAAUGAGCAGCGUGUCUGCGAGUGGGCUCACCAGCUGUACAAAGCACUCGACUACCUGGGCGACAUGGCCAUUUGCCACCGCGCCAUCAAGCCGAAGAACAUUCUGCUCAACCACAAGGAGCUGAGCGUCCGCCUGACUGGCUUCAAGAAUGCCGUCGUGUACUGGAACGUGGCCAAGGAAGACAUAUCGAACCUUCCCUGUCUGCCAGUGAGCUCCAAGAAUCGCAGCAACGAACCAGACUUUCAGGCGCCGGAGGUCUUUGGCAAUGACGAGAGAGAGGAGUUUGACCCAAUCAAGGCUGAUCUCUUUUCGUACGGAGCAGUGAUCUUCUCCAUGAUCACCAUUUUCGAUUAUCCGUACAACUGGAAGGUGGACAACAUGAAGGUUGAGGAUGAGAUUCGUAACAGCGUCCAGAAGUUGGACAUUUCCGAAGAAGGCAAGUCCUUUCUCAACUCCCUUCUCACCACCAACGCCAUCGUUCGCCUGACUUUUGAUAAGAUCAACAGCAAUCCUUGGUUUGCUCUGCUCAAGCACGAUAAUGUGGUCAGCAGCCUGCAAAAGUUGGCUUGA
Rhagoletis zephyria (snowberry fruit fly) is the source of this 783-nucleotide messenger RNA. NCBI's taxonomy places the organism in Eukaryota, Metazoa, Arthropoda, Insecta, Diptera, Tephritidae. The record is from RefSeq and is a predicted model, not a curated record.